AUGCCGGUGUGGGGUAUGACCCGCCUGUUCACCGUCCCAGCCUUACAUGAUACUCGGAAUCUGGGCGAGGGGCACACGCACCGAGCUGCCGCGGGAUCGGGUUUGAUCUUCCUGAACCCGGGCACCGCCUACGCCCCGCCCCUGAGCGCUGCGCAGCGGGCGGCGGCGGCCGGCCUCAAGGACUGGCGCCAGGGCACCGGCACCGUGUCCGCGGCCCGCGACUUCCAGGAGACGGGCGUGCAGACGCUGAACUGCGGCAUCGGGUACCUGAACCCCCACUUCACCUACUACUACGCGGGCGUGUCCGCCACCUACUACGCGGCGGGGCAGUACUGCGGCAUGUGCCUCAACGUCACCUGCGUGGACACCGUCUGCCCGCAUGCCAUGCUGGACUAUGCCCUCUUCAUGCUCGUCGACUCCUGCGCCUCCUGCGAGGGCGACGACAUCACCAUCUCCGCGCCGGGGCUGGGCAACAUCACCGACGUGGACUACAACAUCAACCCCGUCAUGAAGCUGGCCUGGCAGCCCGUGGCCUGCAACUCCCUCAUCACGGGUGGCAUCCGGCUCUGGCCCAGCACGCAGAACAACCAAUACUUCAUCGGCAUCAACUUUUCCAACCUGAAGGAGCUGCUGACCUCCGUCACCCUCUCCGGCAUCGCCAUGGCCUACCAGAGCUACGGCUAUUGGACCAUCAACACGCCCGGCACCCCCAUACCGAUCUCGGCACCCUACACCCUGCAGCUCACCGCACAGACCGGCGAGACGCUGAGCCUCAACAUCCCCAGCAUCAUCCCCCUGGACCUGGGCGUGAACUUCUCCUGA
This is a messenger RNA of Auxenochlorella protothecoides, 822 nucleotides long. RefSeq lists its product as hypothetical. The transcript is spliced from 4 exons. NCBI's taxonomy places the organism in Eukaryota, Viridiplantae, Chlorophyta, Trebouxiophyceae, Chlorellales, Chlorellaceae. The coding region runs from base 1 to 822 and encodes 273 amino acids. The record is from RefSeq and is a predicted model, not a curated record.